GGUGUUUAGAUAAUUAUUGAUUCCUCCUUUUAAUCGAGGGGCAAUCCAACUUAGCUGCGAAGGAAGCUUUUCGAAGAGUUUGCGAGAUCGCUUUUCCGAAGAAAAGGAGGCUGCUUUUACCGGGAGGAUGGAGAAGUACGAGGUGGUGAGCGAGUUGGGGUCGGGCAAUUUCGGCGUCGCCAGGUUGCUGCGGCACAAGGGGACCAAGGAGCUCGUCGCCAUGAAGUACAUCCCUAGAGGCCAUAAGAUCGACGAGAAUGUGGCGAGGGAGAUCAUCAACCACCGGGUGCUCCGGCAUCCCAACAUCAUCCGAUUCAAAGAGGUCGUUUUAACGCCGACGCAUCUCGGCAUCGUGAUGGAAUACGCCGCCGGCGGUGAACUCUUCGACCGCAUAUGCAAUUCCGGAAGAUUCAGCGAAGAUGAGGCACGAUAUUUUUUUCAGCAGCUCAUCUGCGGCGUCAGCUACUGCCAUUUCCUGCAAAUUUGCCACCGGGACUUGAAGCUGGAGAACACUCUUUUGGACAACAGCCCCGCGCCACGCCUCAAGAUCUGCGACUUCGGUUUCUCCAAGUCGUCUGUGCUUCAUUCGAGGCCUAAAUCCACGGUGGGUACGCCGGCCUACAUUGCUCCCGAAGUGCUCUCCAGCCGGGAGUACGAUGGCAAGACAGCUGAUGUAUGGUCCUGCGGGGUGACAUUGUUUGUGAUGCUGGUGGGAGCCUACCCUUUCGAAGAUCCGGACGACCCCAACAACUUUAGAAAGACCAUCGGAAGAAUAGUAUCGGCACAGUACAAGAUACCCAGCUAUGUUCACCUUUCACAAGAUUGCAAGCAGUUUAUUUCAAGCAUCUUUGUUGCCAACCCUGCCAGGAGGAUCACCAUCUCAGAGAUAAGGAAUCACCCUUGGUUCCUGAAGAAUUUGCCUAGAGAGCUGGCAGAGGCAGCACAAGCUCAAUACUAUCAGAGGGAGAAUGCAGCUCUCGCAUAUUCAUUGCAGAGUGCGGAGGAGAUAAUGAGGAUUGUGGAGGAAGCACGGACUUCAUCGACAAAAGCAUUUGUAUCUAGUUUCGCAGAGUACGAUGAAAGCGAAGGAGAGAAUGAUGACGUCGAGGAUGAUGAUGAAUACGAUAAGAGGGUGAAGGAAGUGAGAGCAAGUGGAGAAUAUUCGUUUUUUGAUUGAGCUGGUUGAUGGCCGGAAACUCGUGUGAAGCAGAGGGAGGAAUAGAGUAGCUAGGAUGCAUCUUUGAUUCCGUUCCUCUGUAGUUGGUCGACUCGUAGGAUUAAUUUCUGCUUUAGUUCUUCAGUUUAGUUUAGAAUUUAUUGUCUUAUGAAUAUUAUAAAAAAAGGAUCAUUAUAUUAUGGCAUAUGAAUAUUGAU
Zingiber officinale is the source of this 1374-nucleotide messenger RNA. Its product is annotated as serine/threonine-protein kinase SAPK7-like. Gene Ontology annotation, biological process: protein phosphorylation; intracellular signal transduction. The coding region runs from base 128 to 1177 and encodes 349 amino acids. Lineage: Eukaryota; Viridiplantae; Streptophyta; Magnoliopsida; Zingiberales; Zingiberaceae. The record is from RefSeq and is a predicted model, not a curated record. The transcript has 9 exons. Gene Ontology annotation, molecular function: ATP binding; protein serine/threonine kinase activity.